Messenger RNA from Trichoderma virens Gv29-8, 2307 nucleotides. RefSeq lists its product as uncharacterized. Gene Ontology annotation, molecular function: protein binding; ADP binding. The transcript is spliced from 4 exons. Bases 1 to 2307 code for a protein of 768 amino acids. The record is from RefSeq and is a predicted model, not a curated record. Lineage: Eukaryota; Fungi; Ascomycota; Sordariomycetes; Hypocreales; Hypocreaceae.
AUGGAAUCGAAUACUGAGCUCGUGCAGCUAUAUGAAGAGCAUUUUGCAAACUCAUCGCCCUUAUCUACCUCCAUGCGCUGCCAUACUAUGCCAUUUAUACGAAAUCCGGAAUUUUUUGGCCGAAAAGAUAUUCUAGAUAUGAUUGAUAAAUCUUUCUGUGAACAAUCAGUCCUUCCUACUUCAAUAGCGCUCUGGGGAGCUGCUGGCAUCGGCAAAACACAGAUUGCAUUAGAGUACGCGAAUAGGCUUUGGUCGGAGGGAUUCAAUGUCAUUAUCUGGAUCUCAAGUGAGACAAAUGCCGAAAGGGCAAAAUCUUACAGUGACGCAGCCAGGCAACUCCAAUUCAGCGAGUUCUCCGAGACCAAUACCCCAGAGAAAAACCAACACCUAGUCUUGCAGUGGCUCCAACGAACAGGUAAGACAGUGGAGACAAUGAAUAUGUUGAAAGGCAACAGGAUGAUUGACGAAGAGUUCGUUUCAACAGAUGUACCGUGGCUUCUUGUAUUUGACAAUGUGGAAUGCCAGGCCGAUCUACAGAGCUAUUUGCCAACAGUUGGCCAGGGCAAGAUCCUUAUUACUUGUCGCAGUGAAAUUCUUGCAGGCUCAGGAGUCACCGCACGAUCUUUCGAAGUUCCGCCUUUCACAUUGUCGGAGAGUACAGAAAUGAUCCUCCGAAUCACCGAGCAAUGCGAAGCACCAGAGACAGAAAUCCAAGCAGCAAGGGAGAUUUCUGAUGAGCUUGGCGGCCUGGCAUUGGCCAUUGAUAUUACUGCAAAGCAAAUUAAAAACUCCCGUCGAUUCAGAUCCGUCCAGGAUUUUAUUCCGUAUUUACGGCGCAAUCCGAAAGCGGGAUAUACACGACUGAAGCACUCAAAAGGGCAAGAUGACUACUGGUACCCACACGACCUUGACAACAUUUGGCGUAUAGCUUUUCAGAAUCUAAGUGAAGAUGCGGCGGUACUGAUGAAUUUAAUUUGCAUUUUGAGCCCUGAAUCUAUUCCACAAUAUCUCUUCCAACCAGAAGAGACGCAUGCUGACCGGGCUAGACCUCUUCAUAGAGUUGAAGACGCUAAGGGCGAGCUACUUUAUGCGUCUCUUGUCAGAAUCAACCCCGAGACAGGUUUGAUGUCCAUCCAUCGUCUCCUACAGCAUGCAUACUUUCUGGGCAUGUCGAUAGCAGCCCGCAAGAUAUCUAUUCACAAUGUUUUGGUACUGUUAAGAUCUUACUUUCCCAAAUACGAUGGGGCAAACCAUCUUUAUUCCCAAUGGAACCGUUGUGCUGCACUUCAUCACCAUAUUCAGACUCUCAGAGAUAAGGUGGUUGCCUUGAAACCCACAGAGCCAAUGGACGACAAUGACCAAGGGUUAUACACUGAGCUCAUUCAUGAUGACAUUUGGUAUAUGAUCGAGAUUCAGCAUUUUUCGGACGCCGAGCGUUCCCUCUUGUCUCUUUUAGAGACCGCGGGGAAAGAUUCCGCAUUCACUGCCAAAGUUCACCGAAGCCUGCUAGGGCUCUAUGAGAGAACCGGCCGCAGCAUUCGUGCUAAGAGUUCUGCGUCCUUGGAGUUCGAGAUUGUUGGAAGACAUUCUCAGAGUGUAGGCAACGAUGUUGCUAAUGCCUGGAGCAAUAUGGGCUACACAAGAAUUUCUGCCUUUGAGGCUUCAGAUGGGGUACCCUAUCUUGACAAGGCGAUAUCGAUGGCUAAGGACGUGCCUGAGCCAAUGCGCUGUCAACAAUUCAACAUUGACCGCUUCUUGCGCAACAGAGGACGCGCCAACGAGCAAAUGCAACGUUUCGAAGACGCCUUACGUGACUUUGACGAGGCAGAGUACUACCAGGAGAAAAUCCACGGACCAGGCAGUCAUUAUGAUGGAGAAACCCAAUAUGAGCGUGCCAAGAUUGAAGCGUGGCGUGGCAACCUCGAGGAAGCAUACUCACUCGCCAUGAAAGCUCAUGAUCUGGUGUCUGCAGGCAAACCUACACACGCGAGUGUAAUGGCAGCACAGUACCGCCUGGGAUGGAUUGCUAUGCUCCAAGGGGGAAAUGAUCUUGCAUUGCAACACUUUGAGAAGUCACUGGUUAUUUCAAGGAUCAAUGAGCAGCACAGAGGGAACUCGGGCGAGUCGGCCAGGAUUCAAUGGCGUAUGUCACAAGUCAUGGAGCGCAUGGGCAGAGAAGAAGAUGCUAAGUCUCUUCGGGACGCGGCUGUAAAGGUCAAAGCCAGUCUGCUUGCUACCGGAGACUACGUUCAAGUUGAAGACGAAGACAGUUCUUGGGAUGCACUGGUCGGCUUACUAUAUCGUUGA